CGCAACAAGCUGAUAGUUUUUCCCUGUCGCCGCAGGUUCGACGUAAACCAUCAAACUUUCUUGACACGAUGCCUAAAAAGAAGGACAAGAAAAGCAGCGACAACAGAGACGAUGAAAAGAAGACGACACAAAGAUCUGACGACAGAGAGAAGACGCUGUAUCUGACACAGAUACGAUAUUUGAACGAGCAGCUCGAGAGAUAUCAGCAGAAAUGCGAUGACCUCGAGAGGCAGAAGAAGGACUGUGAUUCUCAGUACAGUGCGCUGGAGACAGAGAAGAAGGACAUCAUCACAUAUCUGAAACGCUCCGUGUUUGAGAAGGAGGAGGAGAUGGAACAACUGUUGGAGCGGCUGGAGAGUCAGCGGCAGGCUGCAGAGAAGGACAGAGAAGACCUGAAGCUGCAGCACGAACAUCUGAGGCAAGAACUCCAGAACCGGAUAGAAGAUCUGAACCAGGAGAACCGCCUACUCGUGACGAGGCUGACGAGUCUGGAGGAGUUUCAGAGUCAGAAGAAUCAGCUGAUGUCCAACAUGGAGUCACUGGAGAAGAAGCUGAACAGUGAGAUGGACGACCACAAAGCCAACAUCCACAGCCUGGAAUUGAAAGCACUGAUGCAAAAGAAGAGACUGGAGAAAGAGAUGGAGAGUCAUGUCGCAGCCAUGGAAGUAGAGAUGCAGCAGCAGGUGGAUCAGAAGGUUCCUGAGAUGACCAGGCUGGCUCUUCGGGAGAACGCGGAGGUCAGGGUGCAGUUCAUCCAGCUGACGGAGCAGGCUCAGGUCCUGAUGAUGGAGAACUCAGGCCUACAGGGUCGCGUGCGUCAACUCAGCGCGGAUGUGGGGAACCUGGAGCAGAUGCUCAGCAAGUUGUCACGCAAGAGCUGCGUCCGCAAGAAGGUGGUGGAGCAGCUGAAAGAGAAAUGUCAGCAGCUGCAGGUGGAGCUGAAGGAUCUCAGAGAGGAACAUCAGCAGCUUCAGACCGAGCACCAACAAAUCCUGGAUGAGAUGAAGACGCUCAGACACGAGCGCUCCUCACUGUCCGCACAGUGCAGUAGGAACACCGCCGAGGUGACUCGUCUGGAGGCAGAUUUACAGGAAGUGAGGAGAGCGAGGAGUCGUCUGAGGAGCAUCAUACAGGAAGCGGCUGUCGCUCUCAGACAAGCUCUGAUGGGGGCACCGACGGCCAUGAACUCGGCAGCGGAGGCCAGUGUCUUGCAGUGGAAGCAGAUGAUGCAGACUGUGAUGAUGGUUCUGAGCAGCUCUGCCACUGAGAAAGUGACUGAGCUGCAGGUAGAGUGUGACCCUGCAGCAGCCAGAGCAGCGAGUCCGGGUCCAGCUUCGAGUGUCCAGUUUCAGCUCGCCCGCCACAGGCCCGGAGACCUGGGCUUCAUCCCGCCUCCUGCACUGAAACACAUUCUCCCAAAGACGGGACGUGGACCCAUGACGCAUCUGUGCAGGAAACCGUCCAGCCAGAAGACGACCGGAUUCAGGUGUCAGAGCACAACAAAGUCAAGUCAACAAACACAAAUGACCUCACACGGGUCCUCACUGACAACUCUCGGAAAGCCUUUCAAUUGUUAAGAGCACACUUUCUUAGUUCGGAUCUAACUGCAGUACAAGUACAAACAUGUCUAUUCAUGAAUCUAUGAAUGUCCAUAUCUAAUAUUUGAUAGCCUUUUUCACUUCUCUUUGAUAAUCAGAAUGACACUCUCUUCAGCGAUGAUCAGCCACUGUGUGUCAAAAUGUUUGAAUAUAAACAUAAAAAUUUAUCCACUGUGAAGUAAGCUUAUAAUUAGUGAUGCCUUCACAUGGACAGAACUUUGGUUUAAUCACUCAAAACACUGAAGGAAAUACCUAGGACUUCUAUAAAUAUCAAAUCAGAUGAUCUAAAUCAACACGUUUCUGUUUAUGUCUGACUUUGUUCCACCUUGCAAGAUUCUAUACAGUUUAAUUUCCCUUUAAUAUGAUUAAAUAUCCCUUCAAUGUGGUCGAUGUGCCUGAGGUUUGAGUGAUAAAAUGAAGGUGAGGCAGAUUUGUAUUCUUUAAUCAAGUUUAAUGUUAUAUGGCAAAGUCUCAGGCACGGCUGACGAUAAAAGUCGAGAGGAGGACAGUUUACGUUACACGAGCGACAGAAAAACAAACUGGACACGAAGACAAUGUGAGGAGAAUAACUAAACUCUACGGAUGACCGGCGUAUAGUAUGUACAAUGAAACACAUAUAUCAGCCCUUAAAAACUAUAUUUUGAUAAAUAUAUAACUUCAUGGAUCGUUAAGUAGUAAUAGGUAAUAUUAAAAAUACUGUGAUUCUUCUCUUUAAAUAGAUACAAAGGAUUUGUAUAAAAGUACAGUUUCUCCAGUCUAGGUCGCGUCUAUCGAUGGAUACAUGAAUCCGAGCUCCGCGCACAAAAUGUGACACCGGGAUAGAACAAUAUAUACAGGAAAUGGUUCCUCUUACACGUGGGUGGAUUAAUAUCCAUCUAACUAUUCUGAUGCUCUGAAAAAACAAAAAAUGAUCACCAAUCAAAUGGUUUUGUUGCUCUUGAAUGAUCAACACUGAGCUUUAGAAAU
Messenger RNA from Solea senegalensis (Senegalese sole), 2564 nucleotides. RefSeq names its product cilia- and flagella-associated protein 157-like. Gene Ontology annotation, cellular component: ciliary basal body; cilium. The record is from RefSeq and is a predicted model, not a curated record. Gene Ontology annotation, molecular function: microtubule binding. The transcript has 9 exons. NCBI's taxonomy places the organism in Eukaryota, Metazoa, Chordata, Actinopteri, Pleuronectiformes, Soleidae. The coding region runs from base 69 to 1577 and encodes 502 amino acids.